Molecule: messenger RNA, 3345 nt
Organism: Physella acuta
Lineage: Eukaryota; Metazoa; Mollusca; Gastropoda; Physidae
Source: RefSeq, a predicted model, not a curated record
AGUGACGUCAUUGGUUCAAAGAUUAAAGAUGACAACGAAGAUGUUUCAUUUUCCGGACAAAUUGGCCAAGACUGCACCUGAAAAUGAAAACAAUGCGAUCUGGGCGUCUGCCCCACGGGAUUAGGCCGUCAGGGUCGGGGAUGUCAUGGCAUCUCGCCUCGCUUGGUUCACGGACAGCAAGACGCGGGGGGAAACAUCAUGGCGGCCGUGGAAAGUAAAGCUAGGGCUGGUGCUCAUCGCUGGGACCCUGAUGGUGAUGGUGAUGGUCUUCUGCGGAGUUGGAUCUUAUGACCCAUUAGGACUGUACUCUCUCAUUGUCACAGUUAGCAAGUUUUUCUCGCCACAUACCCAGCUGCUCAUACCAUCGGUGCUAGCGAUUACCGUAUUCAUCAUGGUAUCGAUACUUCACGUGGUGUUCAAACUUCCGGUCUUGAGCUGGUCGAGAUCCCCCACCACCGUCACCCCAGCCCCCGAGUCACACAAACAGCUGACGCCCCGAUGCCCAGACAAUACUGCAGAAGAGGCAACACGUCGAGAGAAUGUUCUGGAACACGGUGAAGACAAGUCCAGGAACCAAGGGAACUGUAUGGCUGAGAAGACGCGAACCAUUGUGAACGAUGUUCCCCUAACAGAAAACAUACAGACAGACUUACAGACACGCCAACACACACAGACAGACUUCACAGGACAUCUACCUAGGACCACGCUUGCAAUACAGAAGACAUCCAAAACUGAUCUGAAAAUUAAGGAAGUUGUUCAAGAAAGUGCAGAACCAGAGGCGACAGUCAACGACAGGUCCACGCUAUCACGUGACAAGGUGGUUCAUGUCGAUACAGGGACCCAGACAGACGAUGUGGUGAAGACACGGGUAGCCACUGUGGGCACGAUGACGUCCAGUCCACUACUGGCAGACGUCUCGGUCAACACCCACCAAAGACUGUGUAAAAUUGUCAAGACUUGUGGGACAACGACUUCCGGUCCGUUCAUGAAAAAACUGAGACGCGCCCAACGUCUGCUCAAAGAGGCAAGGGUCAAGACCAAACAAGAACGACAACUCAAAGUAACGAAAUGGAGGGCGGUGAUGGACAGAUACAAGGAGAAGCUGUCAGGAUUGUUCGAAACUCUAGAGAAGAAAGAUCGUAUGUUGGGUUACAUCGCCCUCAACAGAGCGCUCUCUGAGAAUGAAGUUAAGGAAAUUUGCUCUGCUGUGAGGACAUCAAGGGACAGACUUCUGACCCAGUGUAAGCUCAACUCUGCCCUCAGGGAGGUGAUAGAGAGCAAAAGUGAGCACCAUGUAUCCCCAGUGGCUGUCCCUACCCCUGCUCAGCAGGCCUGCAGAUAGGUCGUCUGCUGAACUUCUGCAUUGUGACAGACUACAGCUAGCCAGUGAUUGUGUGUUUCUGUCAAAGUUUCCGGUGAAAUGUACACAUUUCAAAGUUACUAGCAUUAUACAGUUUACUUGGGCACAAAUGUAGAUGUACAUUUUAUGUGGGCAUUAAUGUGGGUCUUAGUCAAGUCAUGUGACAUACUAAUGGGUGUUUGAUACGUCCAUGUCAGGUGACAUACCUGCGGGAGGUACGUACCUGCCUUUGGACCAGUGUCAAGAGAACACUGCUGUUAUUGCUUUUGUGUGGGGACAUUUAUGUUUCCUCGGGGACAGUUGUGUUUUCCUAGGGGACAUUUGUGUUUUCCUAGGGGACAUUUGUGUUUUCCUAGGGGCCGUUUGUGUGGAUCAAAAAAAAAAUUCUGGGACGUUUCUUUUGUGUGGAAAUAUGUUUCUCCCUGGAACAUUUGCUGUGAGACACAAGGUUUCCCAGGGGACAUUUGUUAGGGGACACAAGGUUUCCCAUGGGACAUUUGUUGGGGGACACAAGUUUUUACAGUGGACCUUUUUUAGGAUCACACGUUUUCCAAUAGGACAUUUGUUAGGGGACACAAGUUUUUACAGUGGACCUUUUUUAGGAUCACACGUUUUUACAGUGGACCUUUUUUAGGAUCACACGUUUUCCCAUCGGACAUUUGUUAGGGGACACAAGUUUUUACAGUGGACAUUUUUUAGGAGUCGCAACGUUUCGUAUUGGACAUUAGUUAGGAGACACAAGGAGUCUUUUAUAGGGGACCUUUCUUAGGAGACACAGGGUUUUAUGAGGGGACAUUUGUUAGGAGACACACGUUUUCCCAUGGGACAUUUGUUAGGAGACAUAAGGUUUUAUGAGGGGACAUUUCUUAGUAGACACAACGUUCUUGGUUGGACAUUAGUUAGGAGACACAAGGAGUUUUUUAGGGGACCUUUCUUAGGAGACACAGGGUUUUAUGAGGGGACAUUUUUUAGGAGACACACGUUUUCCCAUGGGACUUUUUAGGAGACACAACGUUUCCCAUUUGACGUUAGUUAGGAGACACACGUUUUCUAGGGGACAUUUGUUAGGAGACACAAGUUUUCUAGGGGACAUUUGUUAGGAGACACAAGUUUUCUAGGGGACAUUUGUUAGGAGACACAAGUUUUCUAGGGGACAUUUGUUAGGAGACACAAGUUUUCUAGGGGACAUUUGUUAGGAGACACAAGUUUUCCUAGGGGACAUUUGUUAGGAGACACAAGUUUUCUAGGGGACAUUUGUUAAGAGACACAAGUUUUCCUAGGGGACAUUUGUUAGGAGACACAAGUUUUCCUAGGGGACAUUUGUUAGGAGACAACGUUUUUCAGGGGACAUUUGUUAGGAGACACAAGUUUUCCUAGGGGACAUUUGUUAGGAGACAACGUUUUUCAGGGGACAUUUAUUAGGAGAUAAGGUUUUUCAGGGGACAUUUGUUAGGAGACAAGGUUUUUCAGGGGACAUUUAUUAGGAGACAAGGUUUUUCAGGGGAGAUUUGUUAGGAGACAAGGUUUUUUAGGGGACAUUUGUUAGGAGACAACGUUUUUCAGGGGACAUUAGUUAGGAGACAAGGUUUUUCAGGGGACAUUUAUUAGGAGACAAGGUUUUUCAGGGGACAUUUAUUAGAAGAUAACAGGUUUCCCAGAGUACAUGUGUGUGUAAAGUUCGAAAUUUCCAGUUGAUAAUUAUGUGGAGACACAAGGUUUCCCUGGGGACAUUUAUGUGGAUAAACUCGGUUUUCAAGGGGACAUCGAACUUCCGUAGCUGACCUCGUCAUCAUCAGCAGAUGCCAGGAUAAUCCUGUCACGUGCUGCUCUCGACCAAUCAAAACCCGUCAAAUUAACUUUAAAAUUUAAUUUAUGCUUACAAAGCCAUCGUGUUUUCUUAAAAACAUUUUUUUCUAUUUUUAUACAAAUUUUCUUUCCUUACUUACAGAAUAUUCUGUUUUUUUAAAUGUAUACAUAUUUAUACA